GGGUAUAAUGAUUCGUCGAUUUUAAAUAUCCCAACCUACUUGUGUACUUUCAUCCAAUCAGAACAUAGCUUCCUCCCACUGCCUAUUCGACGCAACGGAAGACCAACUGGCAGAUCAACGAGGAAUCGAUUCGCAAGCACUUGUAGAGUACAGAGCUCAACAAAACUUGGCAGUUGAUGACGCAGGCUUUAAGUAGCACGAUUAUGGAUCAUGGGUUUAGUAAACGGAAUCCUGCACUCCGCCUAGUAGACGUGGCCUGUUCGUACGUUCCGUCUCAUGCCAGUCUUGCCCACUCACACCCAGGAUUCAAUGGUGUAACGGCCGGCUACCCUCUGAGUCAGGCCGUGGUAGCAGCAACUCAACACCGCGGACCUCAAGAACAAGGUGCGUCAGAGAUGUUAAGCCAAUUCAUGGAUACAGCCCACAUGGGCGCCAUCAAAUUAUCCCCACCUCAUGCCAUGCCAGGAGACCUUUCGACUCAGGGAAACCACCAGUUUGCUGCCCAGACCAAUGGCUACGGUGUCCCUCCUUCACAUGCACAUCAUCACCACGGUCACGUUAGUAGCUACGCCGCUCGAGAAUUUUUCCUUCGCCGUGAUCACAUGCCGACUCUAGCCGGUAGUUUAGCUUCUCAUGAUGCCCUCAACGGCAAUGGUCCAGCUCAUCACGGAAUGUUUGUGCCAUCCUCGGCUGCUCUUCACGCUGCUCAUCAUACAGGUGACCCCACAUCCUCACAUGUAUUGUUUCCUGGUUUUGACCACCCAUCAGCACAUCACACGGGACACAUGAACGGCCAAAUGAGAUUGUCACUACCUGGUGCAGACAUGUACGGACGUCCUGAUUCUUUCAAUCAGAUGACCGGACCAAGAGCUGACCACCUGACAGGGACUUAUAGCCCCAUGAAUAUGGGGCACAUGAACAUGGGACCUCACGGUCCUGGAGCCUUUUUUAGGUAUAUGCGUCAUCCUAUCAAGCAAGAAAUGACGUGUUUAUGGGUCGAUCAAGAACAACCGACACCACGAAAAGCAUGCAACAAGACAUUUUCUUCAAUGCACGAGAUCGUCACCCAUCUAACGGUUGAGCAUGUUGGAGGACCGGAAUCCAAUUACCAUGCCUGUUAUUGGCAAGACUGUUCUCGCAACGGGCGGCCCUUCAAAGCCAAGUACAAGCUGGUCAACCAUAUACGAGUCCACACGGGUGAGAAGCCUUUUCCCUGUCCUUUCCCCGGCUGUGGUAAAGUGUUCGCCAGGAGUGAAAAUUUGAAAAUCCACAAAAGAACACACACAGGUGAAAAACCGUUCAAGUGUGAAUUUGAAGGAUGUGAUAGAAGGUUCGCCAACAGUUCUGAUCGCAAAAAACACUCGCAUGUUCACACGAGCGACAAACCCUACAACUGUAAAAUUCGAGGAUGUGACAAGAGUUACACACACCCGAGUUCCUUAAGGAAACACAUGAAGGUUCACGGCAAGUCGUCACCGCCACCAGGUACCAUUCCUCCGGGAUCGGCUGGGAGCACCAGCUCUGGCUCUGGUUACGACAGUGACACGCCGAACAACGUCAGUGGGAAGUAUGCUAGCCGUAAUAGUCUAGUCGGAUCAAGCGGAGGUCCCGGUGCUUCGGGCCAUGCGGCUUUACCCCUGAGCCAGUCAAAUCCACCUCAUAGUCUAGGUGGGGGUGGACCUUCAACUAAUUUAAGUGAAUGGUACGUGUGUCAGUCAACAACAGGCAUGCCCACCCCACCCAGCAACGAACACUCACCCCUGGGUGGAGUUGGAGGCCACAGUCACCAUCUUCACGCUGCUUCAGCUUACUGACCACCGGUCACUCCCACUAAGGUAGGAAAGCCUUUGUACAGAUUAGACAUUUCGUUCCAGCUCUAUGCACUUGUAUGAGCUGGAACAAACUGUGUUCAUAAUGUUGACGUGGAUAUUGUUUGAAAAACUUCAUGACAACUGGUCCCUCCGACCACGACUAUAAAGAGUCGAUGUUUUCUCUUGUAUAGACGACGUAUUUAUAAAAUACAUGGGCAGAAACUUGUUUGUAUAUGCACCAGGAAAAUGUUCUUUGUACGCCAGGUGUUCAAGUACCAGAUGCACUUGUAUCAUAGUAAAACUUGAAUAUAAUUUUAUCAAA
Messenger RNA from Limulus polyphemus (Atlantic horseshoe crab), 2133 nucleotides. Its product is annotated as zinc finger protein ZIC 1-like. Gene Ontology annotation, cellular component: nucleus. NCBI's taxonomy places the organism in Eukaryota, Metazoa, Arthropoda, Merostomata, Xiphosura, Limulidae. Gene Ontology annotation, molecular function: DNA-binding transcription factor activity, RNA polymerase II-specific; RNA polymerase II cis-regulatory region sequence-specific DNA binding. The transcript is spliced from 2 exons. The coding region runs from base 177 to 1814 and encodes 545 amino acids. Gene Ontology annotation, biological process: central nervous system development; regulation of transcription by RNA polymerase II. The record is from RefSeq and is a predicted model, not a curated record.